This is a messenger RNA of Xyrichtys novacula (pearly razorfish), 8712 nucleotides long. The record is from the annotation of a GenBank genome assembly. NCBI's taxonomy places the organism in Eukaryota, Metazoa, Chordata, Actinopteri, Labriformes, Labridae.
GCAGCUUGUUCCCUUCACCUGCUCUCCAGUUAAUCCCACAUCACAUAUACAGAGGCGUACAUAAAUAACCUUUGUACCAUUGUUCUUUUACCCAGAUGUAUUAAAUAAGUCAUUUAUUUUCAGAAAAAAUUCAUGUGCUGUCUGAAGACAUUCUUUUGAUCUCCAUAAAGCAGUUUUCCCACCAGAAAACGCCCUCUCUGGUUAAUUAUUCCUUCUAUUUUUAGAGCUAAUGAUUCCCUUUUGAAGGCGCUCGAGUAACCUCUGCAGCUGAAUUUAUUAAAAAAGGGGAUAUUUGAAAGUGAAAAACCAAAAACUGUCUAGCUGUGAGCAGGUUAGAAGAGCGAGCAGAGAGAGGGAAAAAGUCUCGUCUGUCAGCGGCACACAGAACAGACUUCAUUUUGUUCCUGAGUGCUGAGAGAUGAUAGCUUUGGACUCCAAAUGACGGGGAUUGACGUGAUGUGAAGCUUUUCAACAAUCCGCAAUAAUGACCUUUUCUCCGAAGCUACAAACUGUCAGGUAAUAACACGUCUCAGGUGAAAAAAUGGACAAUCUUUUGGCACGGGUAGAAAAAAUGUUACCUAGCAACUCACAGUGUCCUAUCAGUAGUCAGCGAGGAGAUACUAAGACCUGGUUCAGCCCGCUUUCUACAGGCCCCAUGAUGCCCCUGCACAAACAACAGCCUCAUUCUCUGCACCUCUGCUGACCUCAUUGUCUCUUUGUGAAGGGAAAGUCCAGAGUUGCAUUCUGUUAAAUGGCAAAUGGUGCACCAACGGCGAGCAGGACACAUCUCUCUACCUCAGGCGCAGGCCUACAGAUGAGCACGGACAUCGCUGGCUUCCCCUCAGGACUGUACACAAGGGAAACAUGGUAAAUAUUCACUACACCCUGCUGCAUCUGUCCAAUGUACACACUGACAACUCUCUCGUGUUGUCACCUUCACUUUGAACAUCACAGCUCUCUGUAACAGCUGCUGCUUUCACCUGACAAACUAGCUUCACGCUUUAUCCUGUCACAUUGACUUUGUGUUGUUAUUUCCAGAAUGCUAUGACCUGUGCUUUAUAGCUGUAUGCAUUCCAAUACAGUUUCAUACCAUGUUCAACCUGCCCUCGAUUUGAAUCCAAAAUUACAUGUUUAGCUACACUGGAGCGCUGCAGGGACACAAGAGAGAGCAGAUGGUACAGCAUUUAUUUUGAUAGAUUUUUGUACAGCAAUGGUAUAAUACCAAGUGUGCAUCUCCCAUCUAUGCAGGGCUUUAUUAUAAUUACUGUAAUACUCUCAAUAUGUUGCUUAUAGAAGCAGCUGCUCCUCUGAGAGUAAGCCCAAUAACAACACACACACUCGCACUCCAGAGGGAUUAUACUUUUCUGAGAACACAAACAGGAAAUGUUACAACCUUUGAAUUUAAAUGUGGGGAACAAGACAUGCCGAGACUUGAGAGUGAGGAGAUAUGUGGUACACGCACCUGGAUACACCUACGGCUCAUCCAGGCUGGACAGCGGGCAUGAAUACUCUGUAUACAGUGGCCCUAAUUUAAUCUGACAGCUGCACCGUUUCAGGGGAGCAGAUGGUCAGCAGCACCCAGAGUGAGCAAACUUUUAAGAUGUUUUUAAACAGGAAUAAGUUGUACAGUAAGGUCUGAUGUGCAAACUGACUAUUCUCCUCGUAGAGUCUUGAUGGAGACGCAUUAUCGGUGAUUGAAAACCCAGCGGCUGUCAGUCAUCCUUUUCCAUCAGAGAAAGCAGCAGGAGACGCAGCAAGCAGAGGAGUGCAGGGCUGGUUUAAAGGGAUUCACUCAACGUCUCACGGUGAGCUCCAUCCAUCCAGAGGGGCUUAAUCCCUAAAAAAAAAAUCACACAAGAUAUUAAACCAUGCUGUUUCAAAUGUAAAAAAUGAAGUAGUUUAAGUAACUCUCCUAAACCAGGAUUGAAAAUUAUGUUUUUAUCAGAAGGAAAAAACUGAUAACUGAAUGUUACUGGCCUUGACUAGCAUUACAAUCUGUGCAACAGGGCUGCACAAUUCAUUUAAUUUUUAUGAUUUGUUCUUCUCAUGAUUAAUGAAAUGUGACUGAUUGCGAUAAUUAAUUCAAGAGUGUUGAAAAACCCGCCGCAGAACAGCAGAAAGAGAGCGAGAGGAUCAGGUGUGUGUUAGUAAAGCAGAGGGACAGAGUGAGCACAGAUGACAAGAACUCUUCCUGAAACAUUCACAACAAAUUAUAUAUCUGAUGGUCAAACGUUCGCAAAAUGACCCGAAAUCUGUUGAUUUUUCAGGAGGUGUUAAAUCAUCAGCUGAUAUUGAUAUUAGAGGAGGAAAAGCUCUACCUAAAAAACCUGCUCUUAAGUGCUGCUCAUGUACAGAUUAAAGCCAAUUACUUCCCACCUCUAUCUUAGUCCUGUCUGUGAGUGCCUUUAAUAUGUAACAGCUGACAUUUAACAAUUGUCCUCGGCUCAUGUUUGGGAUCAGAAGGCUUUAACUCCAGGAUUAAUUGUUGCUUUAGCUCACAGGCUGCUGAGGCUGCUGGCAGCUGUGUGUGCGGUUGGACUCCUGGGAGGCUUGGCUGUAGGUGUCUGGUUUCUAGGUGAGUCAUUGUGUAGAAAAAGAAUCGCUAAAUUAGCUCAACAGUCACCUGGAACUGGAAACAAUGCAUGUGAGAAAUGACUUGUUGUUAGAGCCACUUGGCUCGCAGCAGACUGUGCGUUCAGGUUACUGCUGCUGCUGCAUUCUCGUGAACUAAACAAUAUCAGCUAUUGAAAAUAUGGAAAAUGACUAAUGAGGCUGCAACCCUGAAACGACUGGCUGAUCUGUAUGAAUGAACUGUUUAAUGGAAAGACAGUCAUGGUAACAGUUGAAAACAUAGAGCUUUUAAAAAAAUAUUUAUCCCUUAAAAAAAGGGGAAAGGAAUAUAUGAUCCCUUUUAAGGAGGUAGGACUAUUUUUUUUCUUGAUAAACAGCAGAAACGAUUCAUGGAUUACCAAAAUAUUUGUGACUAGUUAUUGGCAGCUUUAAUUCUCUGACAAUAUUUUUGCCAAUACUCAAUUUUUAAUCUUUAAAAAUGGUUCACUUUAAUUAUUUCAGCGCCCUCUAGUGGAUUAGCUUUGUAAAGGUGACUCUGUUUAUGACUAUUUUUGGCAGAAGCUUGAAGUACUCCAACCAGCCGUAACAUCCAGGAAAAUAUUAGACACACCUUUCAAUGUGCUGCACCAACACCCACUACGACUUCAGCAAUAACAGCUGUUUAAAGAACAAUUAUCACCUGUUUGACCAUGACAACAAAAUCUGGACAUGUAGAUAAAGUUCAGCUUCACAAAUCAACAUUUAUUUUCUCAUCAUAAGUAAACAGGGUUUGCUAUAACUGGGGACCAAAGUAAAGCUGUAUCACUCUGUAAGCUGCAUGCAUGUUAAACCCAUUCCCGAGUCCUCAGAGUCUUCUUAGAGCGCUUAUAUCAUAACAUUUGAUCAAACUGCACUGCUCUUCAAGUCAGGGUCAGCCAGUCCUGCACACACUGUGAUAGCCCACUUUCAUCCGUCAGUUUCACUCACUAAUUAAAGUCUGAUUAAAUUAAUCUUCAUCCACAGUGAAAUUCCUUCUGAGGCCUUCCUACUCCCAAAGUACGGUGGGACUUGGGGACACAAAGGAGACGCCGUUCUGCAAUGUGACAGAGGAUAUUUCUAUCUCUGACCCGAGGAAAGGUCUGUGUUUCCUCCCUCCUUCUGCUGUUUGUUUUGCUCCUCUGUUUUAUGAAUUAGUUAAGAGUGCAGGGCUGCACAUUUGAUACAAAUCCUCACGCUGGGUCAUGGUUCACCUCUUGAGUGAUUUCGAGUUGAACAGAAGCAAAAUUACCGUUCUGCAGCUGCUUCUUGUUGCCUUUUGUUCACUCCUGAGAUGUGCCCAUUGACUCGCAUGAAACCAUCACUCAUAAUGAUCUGUUUGUACUGCCUGCAUUAGCAUAGAUUCUUGUGUUUUUUUCCCCUAAUCAUUUCCCACUCAUAGAAGAGGCUCGUUCAUUACUGUUGACUGAGAGCUCGUCUCUGGAGCGAUUUUCAAUCAAUCAGGUUCAGUGUUUUACAGAAUCAGCCCAGAGAACUCCCUCCUGGAGAUCCAGCUGGGGAAACUUCCCACCUGGCUUCCCGUGUGUUACGAGAGGUGGAACUCCUCGCUGGGGACCCUGGUCUGCAGACAGCUGGGUUAUCUGAGGUCCUGACAGUCUCACACACCACCUCAGCCCUUAAAAAUGAUUAAACCGAAGCGCCCACUUGCUAAGUUAUCAUUUAAUCUUAGCCUGCUUUGCCAAGGUUGAAGGCUCGGCUUAUUUAUGAUCUGCUAAUACCUCAUUUGCAAUCAGUCUUUACACUUUAUGAUUCUGAAUUAUCUUAAUACUCUCUCCCAACCUUCCUCGAAUAUUUUCUCUUAGCAGACUGACCAAGCAUAAAGGAGUGAAUCUCACUGAUAUUGGCCCAAACUACACUAAUGGCUUUAUACAAAUUACCUCAGAACACAAGAGCAAUCUGGAAAAUAUGUGGCAACUCAGGUAAGGCAAUUUGUCAGAGGACAUUGUACUCAUAAUGAUGCAGAGAAAAUUGUGGCGACACACACAUUAAUUAUGCAUCAUUAGUUUCUCUAUUUAUUUUCAUUUAGGGGGAGCUGUAUCACAGGAAAGGUUAUCGCUCUGCAGUGUUUUGGUGAGCAAAUUUAAGUUAACUUUCUGUUUGACUUUGCACCCGGCACCAAGCCCUCUUUUGUUCCUUAUUUUUAAUACUGGAGAAAAAGCUGCAGACAGAGUGACUGAUGCCAAACGCUGCAGCAGUUCAAGCCCGUUUUAUGAUGAAUGGAUCUCUGUGCAGAGUGUGGGACACGAGCAAAGCUGCCCAGAAUAAUCGGAGGAGUGGAGGCCACGCUGGGCAGGUGGCCGUGGCAGGUCAGCCUGUACUACAGCAACCGUCACACCUGCGGGGGCUCCAUCAUCACUAGUCAAUGGAUAGUCACAGCCGCCCAUUGUGUGCAUAAGUAAGCAAGCUGACCUAACCAGCACUAAAGAUUCAGGGUUGCAGACUCCUCAUGAAAGGAGAAUUAUCACUCAUUAACAGCUGCAGUACAUGAGACACAUGACAGCGCUCUCUUGUCUGACCCUACCUCCUCUUUUUCUAUCUGAAAUGUCAGCUACAGGCUACCCCAGAUAUCCAGCUGGGUGGUCUACGCCGGCAUUGUCACCCGCAGCUCGGCGAAAAUGGCUCAGUACACAGGCUACGCUGUGGAAAAGAUCAUCUACAACAAGAACUACAACCACAGGAGCCACGACAAUGACAUCGCUCUGAUCAAACUGCAGACACCGCUGAAUUUCUCAGGUCAGCUCAAAAGCUUCACGGUGAGCUUUGAAUAUGAACUGAGACAGCAGCACUCCAAAAACACUAAAAAAUUCAAAACCUUGACCUGAGCUCGCUGUGAGUUUUCUUAUUCUGACGCAUUUUAGCAGACAGACUGUCAUCAGAUCUUGACAAAGGUGUUAGACUUCUUUCUUUCAAAACCAAAAGCAGCACUAACUUCUUUCUCAGCUCUCGAGAUGAAACACAAACCCUCUCUGUAAAUAUUACAUCUUAUAAAAACAAAGCCUUGGUAAACAUUUAAUGGAGGUUUUCAACAGUAUUUUAUGAGAAAAGUUUUCUACUAGGAUGUAUUUUACUGAGUUUAAGAAUUGCCAAAACAUACAAGGUUUUCAUGAACUGCAUGACAGCCAGCAGACUGAAUGUCUACGCGGCAAAAACCUCAAAUCUCACCGCGUGCCUUUGUCUUGACUCCAGUCAAAAUACCUCAUUACACUUAAAGUCAGCUACAAUGACACGACAGGCCCAAAUAUAACUCUUAUGUCAAGAUAUUUCAAGCCAAGUCAAGCCAACAAGUCCUUCAACUUUGGGUCAUAAUAACAAUCCCCUUCGCUUCGCCAGCCAUGACUUCAGAGUGCAGGGACCAUCGACGAAGUGCAACAGGCUGCAGACAGAAGAGGCAGCCGAGAUAUUCAAUACUUUCACCCUGUAUAAGUGCGGGGUCAAAACCACUUCACACAUUAAUGCAUCCAUACUGUAAAUGUUGACUUUGACACAACAUGGCUUAUUUUAAGGAGGUUAUAGAGUUAGCUGAGUUAGCAGUGGGUUGGUUGUUCUAGCCUUCAGAGCAAAACAUGACCCUUCUACUUUCAAUCUGACCUUCUCAGGGUCCCAAUCCAACAUGAAAGCCUGCUCAUUAUACAUCAAGUAUCCACCUUGAGAUGUAGCAUUCUCACAUUUUAUUUAAACAUAAACAUGAACAUUUAUUUCAUGUGGAAAAGGACAAACGUGUUUUCCUCAUGGACUGAAAAUUACAUGUUUAAAUUAAGAUUUAAAACUGGGCAUAGAGGGACUUUUGUUCUCUGCAGAUGAGAGCACUAAGAGUGUUUCUGUGUCAGACUUUUAACAUCCACUUAAGAUGAGGUGUCAAGAAAAACUAAAGGGACCUGAUUAAAAAGCACUCCUGACCCUAACCAAGGUAAACUGAAUGAAAUCCACAGCAGAGAUGGAGGAGUACAAAAUGUUCGCUCUGUGCUUUUCCUGAACAUUUUCCCUGACCUCGCUUUUAUGAGGUCAAAGAACAGUUAUAAAAGACUUAUUCAAAGGUUUGUAUGGGAUGAUUUAGCAAAAUGGACAUGGGGGCUGUUCAUACAGAGAUUUAUGAUUGAUUCAGUGAUAUGACCAUACAUAACAUACGCUUUGCAUGAAAGGUAGGAAUAUAAAUAUUAUAUGAAUUCAUGUGGACUCACUAAAAGGUAUUACUGUGCUCAGAGAAGGCAUUGUUUGAUUGUAUUUACUCCCUAAUGGUGCAGCUCUAUAAUAGUGGGUGCAGAGAGAAACUGGAAUUGCAUUAUCUCCUUUUCUAAAGGAUGGUCCACUUAUCCUGUCCUUGAAGAUAUUUUGCUCUUUUCCUCACAAUAACAGUAAUUCAGUGGUUCUUAUCAAGGCUGACUUUUGGAUGCUAUCAACUCUUUUCAGUCUGUUUGAAAUAAAAAUAUGAUAUUCUGAAACAGUCAAACAGACAAAACCGCACUGGCAUCAUAUUUGGGUUUUAUCUGGUUGUGUGGGAAAGAAAAUGUUUAUAACCAUAAAACAUUCUCGACUUAAAAUCCUUUAAAAAAUCCAAAUUCUCAUCUUCUAACCUCUCAGAAUGAUAAAUUAACACUCCUCUUUUUUCAUCUUGUAAUUAGAUACAAUUAGGCCUGUGUGCUUGCCUCAGUAUGACUCUGACCUUCCAGGAGGUACACAGUGCUGGAUUUCUGGAUGGGGAUACACACAGCCCGAGGGUGGUGAGUUACUUCUACGCUCUGCUUUGAAACAAAUUUACAUCUGCUGCAAGUCUGAUUCACGCAAGAUGAGACAUGCUCAAACUGGACCCAAAAAUUAGGUGUGUUUUCUCUCACAGUACACUCGCCGGACACCCUUAAAGAAGCACCCGUUCCCAUAAUAAGCACAAAAAGGUGUAACAGCUCCUGCAUGUACAACGGAGAGAUCACGCCUCGCAUGCUCUGCGCUGGAUACACAGCAGGAAAAGUGGAUGCCUGUCAGGUCAGGUGCAUGUUAAACAGCACCUUGCAGAAGUGGUUUAGGAGUGUUUACUCUGCUUACAUUUUCUGGUGGUAAAAUAACGGUGGCUUAGUCUGUCUUCAGUAGUGUUUGUGUUUACCUCUCCAGGGGGACAGUGGAGGUCCUUUAGUCUGCCAGGAUGAGAAUGUGUGGAGGCUGGUCGGGGUGGUCAGCUGGGGGACUGGCUGUGCAGAACCGAACCAUCCUGGAGUUUACACCAAAGUGGCCGAGUUCUUAGGCUGGAUCUACGACAUGAUUGAGGUAAACAGAGCUUUUAGAAACUCCAUGUGAGAAUAAGACAGAAAACUUGUAUAGCAAAGUAACUAUUUGGGUGAAAUAUACAAGAAAUUAGUGUUUAAUGCUUCUGCGUUUAGAGAAAAGUAAUGUUUCCUUGGUCAUACAAAACAAAGAAAAGCAGAAAGUAGUCUAACUCAGUGAAAAAAACACAUUUUGAAUUUCUGCUUCUAAGCAAAAUGAUUCCUGAUAAGUUUUCUAGAGUACCAAUAUUAAAUGUAAAGAACAUUUUUUUCUCUGAUAUCCAAAGCUGUUUAAGCUGUUAGUAGGUGUUAUAUUAAAGAUAAUUCACCACCAUUAUGCACAGAAUAGUCAUAUUACCGCUUAAUCAUUUUAUAUUUCAUCACUGCAAUUUGCAAAUAAUGCUUUCAUUACUUCCACUUGACUGUUUAAAUACGACAGAUUUUUUCCUUAACUGAAAUACAUCUUAAACACAAACAUGGCAGCAUUUCUUUCACAGAUGCAGAUUAAUCAGAGAGCCUUUAUUAAUUCCACACACAGCAAUUACGAUGAUUGUUGGAAUAUCAGCAUCAGAUAGAAUUUCGAGAGCUCACAGCGCAGUGUUGGAGCUGUUUUGUUCACUGAAUGCUCAUAAUUACUGUUUAUCUUUGCAGAAUUACUGAGGAGGAGAAACGGAGCGCCACAAGCAGACUGACCUACAAGUAUUGCUGUUGGAGACAAUUGAAAAUGACAGAUCUCAAUUUUAUUUUAAAUGUCAGUUAUAUAAUGUAAACAUAAAGACAGACUGAAGAUAUCUAAAUGAAUUUUUAUGUUAUAUUUUUCAUGUACUGAAUAUAUGAUAUGCCUCUUAAACAA